Molecule: messenger RNA, 1396 nt
Organism: Panicum virgatum (switchgrass)
Lineage: Eukaryota; Viridiplantae; Streptophyta; Magnoliopsida; Poales; Poaceae
Exons: 4
Coding region: 89-1213 (374 amino acids)
Molecular function (GO): protein dimerization activity; DNA binding
Source: RefSeq, a predicted model, not a curated record
UUCGCGGGGCUGCAGUGCAGGCAGCAAGAAAACUGAGUCUCAGCAGAUACCUGCAGAUCAGCUUCUGACCAGUACUGUGCUCUAUCUAAUGGGGGAAAUGGUGGCUUCAGCCCUUGCUCAGGAGGGCGUGAGCAGGCUGUCCUCGUACAUCUCAACCAAGCUCGAUGACAGGGCGUCCAGAGCACACACCGUCGCAAGGCUCGAGAUGGCACUCUCUCGCUUGGAGUUUGUCCUUGAAUGGUCCCGGAAGCAGUCAAUCACAUACGUCUCGCUGAUCCGUCGCUGGAACAAGUUUAGGUGCGCCUACAAUGAGGGAGUAUAUCUACUGAACAAGCACAAGCUGCCGGCGCUCGAAGGCCAUGAAGAAACUAGUGGGCAAGUGGUGGUAACGCGUUCCUCCUCCUUUCUUGGACGGAUUAUUGCUAGUGCUGCGAACUUCUCCAUCUCAUCGCUUGCUGGCCUGAACAAGCAGUGCUUGAGCUCCAACGUUGUCCAAAUCAUUGAGGUGUACGCAGAUAGUGUUGGUGAGUUUGUAGCGGACGUGGAGUCCGCCUGCCCACUCUGGCGCAACACUUUCUUCCCCUACCCAUUUGUCAGGCAACUUCUUCAAGGGAAAUAUCUCAGCUAUAACAAGGUGAAAGGAAGCCAAAAGCAACAUUUUAUUAUAUCUCCUGUGAUUUUGGAAGUCCGUGGCAUAGAGGCGCUGCUAUGGUAUGAGUAUUUCGAUCAUGAAAGGUUAGGUAAAAGUUUAUGUCUAGGCUUAGUGCUACGGCUGUCGGAAAGCACGGACAUAGUUGGGGCAGCUAUAGAUUGCUUGCAGUCUUCCGCAUCACUGCUCAAUCUUGUGGAUCAAGAUGCAGUAAUGGGAGAGCUCACCCAGGUGCCUAAUUUACAGGACAUUAUAGAUUCGUUAGCAGGCCGCCGCCCUCCUUCCUCGCAGCAGCGGCGCCCCGCCGCCCGCCGGCCUCCUUCCUCUCGGCAGCGUCGUUCCUCCUUCCUCUCGGCAGGUGCGCUCGCGGGGCUCUUCAAGAAGGCCUUCGAGCUCUCGCUGCUCUGCGACGCCGAGGUCGUGCUCCUCGUCUUCUCCCCCGCCGGCAAGCUCUACGAGAUUCAUCCAGGAUACAAAAUGAUUGAUGCUGACGGUAAUAGUGACAGGCUGAGAUCAAUGAUGUUUAUCAAACAAAUAUUCAGAUCCAUGUGGUGCCUAUUUUGAUCAUUUACUAAAACAAUAUGUGGUGUGUUGAAAGCUUGAACUCGGUAAUGUAAUGAUGUAUUUGACUACUGAGACUUUGGGCUUCGUUUGUACUUUGUAAUCCAUGUCUGAAUGCUAUGGCUUUGGAGGUAUUUUGAUUUGCAAGAAGGAUUUUUCUUGAGGCUUGCAUAUGCUUUGGAGGUA